Molecule: messenger RNA, 866 nt
Organism: Eremomyces bilateralis CBS 781.70
Lineage: Eukaryota; Fungi; Ascomycota; Dothideomycetes; Eremomycetales; Eremomycetaceae
Product: Yos1-like protein
Exons: 4
Coding region: 140-397 (85 amino acids)
Biological process (GO): endoplasmic reticulum to Golgi vesicle-mediated transport
Cellular component (GO): Golgi membrane; COPII-coated ER to Golgi transport vesicle; endoplasmic reticulum membrane
Source: RefSeq, a predicted model, not a curated record
UCAAUGGUCAAACGCUCAAAGCUGAUGGUGAGCGAGCUUCAGAUCCAGUUGGUCUUCCAGAGAACAGUUUUCCUGUCCAGAUCUCUCUUCUGUUGACUCUAAUCCCUCGAAAACCUUGCUCCCUUCCACGCCGAACACCAUGUUUUUCGGAUUCGGAAACAUCAUAUACAUCUGUGUGCUCGUCACAAAUGCAGUCACGAUACUAAGCGAAGACCGGUUCCUCGCCAGAGUGGGAUGGAGCGGCGCACCGAUCGACGCGGGAUUUGGAGGGCAGGCGGACACCUCGAGCGUCACGGCGAAGAUGCUGAGCCUGAUGACGAGCAUUAGGAUGGUGGUCCGAGUUCCCCUCAUCGCGCUUAACAUCUUCAUAAUCAUAUACGAGCUCAUCCUCGGGUGAGGGGGGGUUAUUUAUAUCAAGUUCGAGGGUACAUUAUUCGAAGCGUCCGACGUGUUAUGAGCCAGCAGUCGACCGCGCCGGUCGUGCUUUCAGGGACGCCUGUUCCGAGCUCCGACUAAGGGACGCCGAGCCUCGACAUAGCGCCAGAAGUACGGCCUCUAUGAGAAACGCACAACGGCAGGGAGGGGGCAAGCUUCGUUCACGGUGUUCAAGUGCCUGGGAUAUGUCCGAGAAUGGGAUGAGAGUACUGGAGGAGUAUGGCCGGAUCGGGGUGGGAGUGACGAGACACAUAGGAGCAAACGAGGCGUCGGACGACGAUGCAGGAGAUCAAUCGAUUACUUCACCUGCUGUUUAUGUUCAUCUUUGCGUAUCUGCCCCGCGGCUGGGCUCGUCCUCUUCUUAAAUUCCAUCGGCGUUUCCCGCUUCUCCGCCCGUCCAACCAUCUUCUUCCAAACUGACGGCUCCUUCC